This is a messenger RNA of Zingiber officinale, 747 nucleotides long. RefSeq lists its product as uncharacterized. The record is from RefSeq and is a predicted model, not a curated record. NCBI's taxonomy places the organism in Eukaryota, Viridiplantae, Streptophyta, Magnoliopsida, Zingiberales, Zingiberaceae. The coding region runs from base 99 to 530 and encodes 143 amino acids. The transcript has a single exon.
AAGUAAAUUGAGGAUGAAAAGGGUAGAUGAACUGAUCUUCUUUAAAUGCCCUGCUUCCUCUCUCACCGCCACCAGAGCCACUUCCGGCGACGGCGGCGAUGGAGUCCAACAAGGGCGGCCUCAAGGGAUUCUGGAAGCGGCGUGGCUACCACCGGAGUGACGGAGGCGUUACUUCCCGCAGGCGCCUCAUCGACACCGUGGAGCUCGGCGGAGGGGGAGAAAGGAUCCCCCCGCGCCGCAGCCGCCGCGCUCGGCUCUCACGGAUCAAGAUCUACCCCCGCAUCGCCUUCCUGCGCCUCCGCCGGGCAGCUUCCCCCAGACGGAUCCUCGGCCGGAUCCGCGACGCCUACGUGCGGAUGAUGCUCAAGCUCUCCAAUGCCUUCCCCCGCGACAUCUACGGCGAGGAGGGGUUUGGGAUGCAGCCGAUGGGGAAAGAAUACGACGAGAAGGUGCUCUUCGAGACCUACAAGGCGGUCAUGAGCAGCUCGGCGUGCACUGCCUCCGUGGCCGGCCUUGCGAUGCCCUUCUAGGCGGCCGGCUGCGGCCCAGUUUCUCCGGCGAUUUCCCCAUUUCGCUCUCUUUAACAACUAGUUGUUGAUUCGAUUCCAGUUGCUGUCGUUUUGUUCAUAAAAGUCAUUUUAUUUUUUUUUAUAAAACAAAAAGUAAGCAAUAACUCGUCAACAUUUUAGGUUUUACAUUUUCUAUUGUUCGAUAAUUAGAAAAUGUAAUUAUCUCCUGUCCCUGUCU